Messenger RNA from Salvia miltiorrhiza (redroot sage), 2232 nucleotides. Its product is annotated as putative F-box/LRR-repeat protein 8. The transcript has a single exon. Lineage: Eukaryota; Viridiplantae; Streptophyta; Magnoliopsida; Lamiales; Lamiaceae. Gene Ontology annotation, biological process: SCF-dependent proteasomal ubiquitin-dependent protein catabolic process. The record is from RefSeq and is a predicted model, not a curated record. Bases 233 to 1837 code for a protein of 534 amino acids. Gene Ontology annotation, cellular component: SCF ubiquitin ligase complex. Gene Ontology annotation, molecular function: protein binding.
GAAUGGACUGCCCCAGCGCCCAACUCCCCACCUUAAUUGCCUCAGAUGAUUACAAUAAUUUAUUGUUUAAUCAAAGUUUAAUCCAAAAGUUAGCACGAAAAACAAUUUUUUCUCCAACAAAUCCUUUUCUGGAUUAAAUUCCCCAUUCCCUCAGCACCAACAGAGAUAAGCAAAAAUUCCGCUGCAGCUGAAGACGACAGAGUGAAAAUCCCACCUUCAUCCGCCGCCGCCGAUGGGUCAAACCGCUUCCGCUGCGAGGCCCAGAUCCUCCAAAUCCACCGCCGCUAUCUCGCCGUUCCUGGCGGAGCCCGGCCUCGAGAACCCCGACGAUUCCGGCGCCGAAUUGGACAAUUCCGCCGAAAUCGAUUACUCUCUGAGCCUCCCCGACGAAUGCCUGGCGUGCAUUUUCCAGUCGCUCUCCGCCGGCGACAGGAACCGCGCGUCCGUGGUCUGCCGCCGCUGGCUCGCGGUGGAGGGGCAGAGCCGCCACCGCCUCUCGCUGAAGGCGGCGGCGGAGCUCUCCGCCGCCAUCCCCCGUCUCUUCGCCCGCUUCGAUUCCGUCACGAAGCUCGCGCUGAAAUGCGACCGCAGAUCCGUCAGCAUCGGCGACGACGCACUGAUUCUGAUCUCGCAGAGGUGCAGGAACCUCACGAGAUUGAAGCUCCGCGCCUGCCGCGAGCUCACCGACGAGGGGAUGUCGGUUUUCGCCGCGAAUUGCAGGAAUCUGCAGAAAUUCUCGUGCGGCUCUUCCAGCUUUGGGGCUAAAGGGAUGAAUGCGCUGAUCGACAACUGCGGAUUGCUUGAGGAGCUCUCGGUGAAGCGAUUGCGAGGGAUUACUGACGCUACAGCAGCUGAAGCAAUCGGGCCGGGUAAGGCUGCUGAUUCUUUGAAAAUUAUCUGUUUAAAAGAUCUUUACAAUGGGCAAUGUUUCGGGCCUUUGAUAAUUGGGGCUAAGAAUUUGAGAAGUUUGAAGCUGUUUAGAUGCUCUGGAGAUUGGGAUAAAUUGUUAGAAUUGAUUGCUGAUAGGGUUGAUAGUUUGAUUGAGGUACAUUUGGAGAGGAUUCAAGUUAGUGAUUUAGGGCUUUCGGCCCUCUCUAAAUGUGCAAAUCUGGAGGUGCUGCAUUUGGUGAAGACGCCCGAAUGCACGAACAUCGGGCUUAUGGCAGUCGCUGAGAAAUGUAGGCUGCUUAGGAAGCUCCACAUUGAUGGAUGGAAGACUAAUAGGAUAGGUGAUGAUGGAUUGAUUGCUGUGGCUACUUACUGCCCUAAUCUGCAGGAGUUGGUCUUGAUUGGUGUGAAUCCCACACGAUUGAGCUUGGAGAAGCUGGCUACGAAUUGCCAGAGUUUGGAGAGAUUAGCCCUUUGUGGGAGUGAAACUGUUGGAGACACGGAGAUAUCAUGCAUUGCUGCAAAAUGCUUCGCGUUGAAGAAGCUGUGCAUCAAGAGCUGUCCAAUGUCGGAUCAUGGCAUGGAGGCGUUGGCGGGUGGGUGCCCUAAUCUGGUGAAGGUGAAGGUCAAGAAGUGUAGGGGGGUAACCACUGAGGGAGCGGAUUGGUUGAGGGCGAGCAGGGGUUCUCUCUCCGUGAAUCUGGAUGCUGUCGAGCCUGAACUGCCCGAUGCAAGCAUUAGUGAGCAGGAAGCUGGUGAUGCUGAUGGGGAUGCUCCAUUGGGUGGCGGGAGUGGAGACCCUAACAUUGCAUCAAGCAGCAGCAACGGGAGGUCCACUUCGUUCAAGAUGAGGUUAGGGUCUUUCUCGCGGAGGAGCUUGGCGAUGUGUACAUUCAAGAGGUGGUCGAGCUUUGGUGGCAGACUGAGGAGCAACUCCGGAAGGAGCUGAUGUCGCUGCUUUCCAUUACGUGUGCUGUUUGAAUGCGUGACCAGACCACGGCUUCUGGUUAUUUUCGAAGUUUGUGGGUGAUUGAGUGAAUGCGUUUUGAUGUGUUGAUGAGAAGUAUUAACAAUGGCUCAUUCAAUUGAAUAGGAGAAGAGAGAAAGGCCUUUGCACUCUCUUACUGUAUUUGACUUUAUGCAGAACACUGAAAAUGACAACCUAGUAAGAACUUGAUGGUUGUUUAUUUGCUAUAGUUUUUGAUUGUUGAAACUCAUUCAAAUGUGCAAUUCUGUUGUUAUGUAUGAACCCAAAUUACUACACUUUUCCACCAUCGUGCUGGUUUGGGCUAAAUCUCCUCAUGUGUUGAUUGUUGAAUGUAUAAAGGUGAUUGUUUUCCUUCA